AUGUAUCCAAUGAUGCUCAAUCGCCUCUCGGACGGUCCGGCCACGGUUCUCUCUCCUCCCCAGGAACACGCCUUCGCUCAGUUCUCCUCUCAGUCCUCUUUACGCGACUCCCCAGGAAGCUUCAACGGCUAUCCGGAAACUCCAAACACUGUGUUUUCCAAAAACAUCUCUGCGCAGCCUAUUCCCUCGAGCUCCAGUUUCUCGUCUGCCCCCGCGGUUCCCAAGCCCUCCCGCAAAAGAUCGCGCGAUGAGUCCACUUUUGAAGAGGCCGUUGCUCCCAGCGCACCUCCGGUGCCAGCACCCAAAGUCCAGCCUAUCUAUGGGGAAGGCAUGGUUCUUCUAAACUCACAGACUGGUCUUGCAAUCUCGGCCGAAAGCCAGACCGGCACAUGGUACGAACAAGAAGCCGAGGCGCAACAGGCUGCUGCUGCGCCUGUUUCCUCGCGGUCAAACGCGCUGCUUUCUGAUGCUACCGAUGUAAGCCGCAAGUCUCAGCGUCUUGAUAAAUCUGCACCAGGUCUGGACGAUAUUGCGUUGUCCUCAAUCCGCCAACGUCUGGACCAUUCUAGCUCCAACGAUCAGCAUCGCACUCUCAAUGCGGGGCCUGCUCCGCCCGCAGAGCCUCUUGUAGAUGAUGCCACCCGUCUUCUAGGAAUUGGUUGGCAACGUGUCAACACCGACGGAGACAUGGCUCCUGCUGUUCGUGGCUGGACCAAGUAUAUCAACAAUCAAUACUCAGCCCACCUGCACGAUUCUCAAAUGCUUCUCAAAAGCCGCGCUCUGAAUGCCUAUCUUGUGACUGCCACUCCAACUUCUGGACACUCGCCUGCCUUUUAUCUCUUCACCGAAGACCUCACCCAAGGCCAGCUCGUUGCUUCCUCCUGGGAAGCAUGUCUCCAAAACCUUCGUAGCUCUCCCAUUAUAUUCGAGGGCGCUGCUCCCCUCGGAGCUAACGACCGACCAAAUGCACAGCCCAUCCCCUUCAACUCCAUGGACACGGGCGUGCCACUUCUCCAACAAGCCAUGUCCAACCACCCUCAAACUUCGAGCCUCGGCGAACUGAGCGGAGGCGCGGAAAUGGGAAUGGAGAUCGACUCGUAA
Molecule: messenger RNA, 1101 nt
Organism: Penicillium coprophilum
Lineage: Eukaryota; Fungi; Ascomycota; Eurotiomycetes; Eurotiales; Aspergillaceae
Exons: 1
Coding region: 1-1101 (366 amino acids)
Source: RefSeq, a predicted model, not a curated record